Giardia duodenalis is the source of this 1338-nucleotide messenger RNA. RefSeq names its product putative Inositol monophosphatase. Lineage: Eukaryota; Fornicata; Diplomonadida; Hexamitidae. The record is from RefSeq and is a predicted model, not a curated record. The coding region runs from base 1 to 1338 and encodes 445 amino acids. The transcript has a single exon.
AUGACAGUGAAUUUGCAAGAGUGGCUAGAGACAGCUGUAGAAGCUGCAUUCAGCGCAGGAGAUGUGAUAGUGAAGGUGGGGGCCGAUUCCUCCAGCAUUGAGAAAGAUAUUAAGACUAAAUCUAAUGACGGGGAUUUUGUGACUAUUGCUGAUCGUUCUGCGCAACGCGUGAUUUUUUCAGUGCUUACAGGGCAGUUUCCUCAGUUGAAGAUAGUCGGUGAAGAGGUUAAUUGUGAGGGCUGCUCUCCAGAAUCAUCUUCUGUUCUCUGCAGCUCAAACAUAGAGGAAAGAAUCUCUUCUAUAAGCACGCUGGCCAGUGAUUGCGGCCUCCCUCAUACAAAAUUAAAGCAUAGUCCAAGGAGUCUGUGCAGCAAGUCUAUGUGUUUAGCCAGAGAAGCCCUACAGGGGUAUGAUGAAGACAGCCCUGUAGAGCAAACUAUGUCUUGCCACAAGGUUCCUCAUGUCCCCUGCUCUAUUGACCUACCGGUAGAAGAUUGUAUUGUCUUUGUCGAUCCUCUUGAUGGCACAUUCAACUUUGUUCAUGGCUGCUUAUUUGGCGUUGGAGUGAGCAUUGGGCUAACUUAUAAAGGCCAGGCAAUAGCCGGAGUUAUGUUUUAUCCGUUUUUCUCUAAGAAGCUCCUUCACAAGUACAACUUUCCGAAGGAUUUACACAUAUACAUGGACAAUGGGGCAUUGCUUCAUCCUUUCCACGCACAGAUUACCGAACUUAAGAAACAACACGUCCCGAUAGACCUUUUCUUCGGGGCCCAGUAUGGUGAUUACUGCAAUUGCAACUUGACUGAGUACCGACAGACUCUCUGGACCAGCAGGCUGAGCCAGCUCUCUGAGUCUAAGCCCUUCUCCGAGCACUAUUUUCAAAUACAGAAUAUGUCACCUGACCGACUCAACCCGCUGCUGGAGUGGAUUGACAAACAAACUGAUGAGACACAUAUCAAGAUUAGAUCCAAGGAUGGUCUUCAAACCUUCUAUGGUGCAUUGUGUAAGUUUAGGGAGUUCCUCCUCGGUCUUGGGGGAUGCUUUGGUGUCAUUUAUAUAGAUGGAUUUCUGAAGCCAUGGGACAUCUGCGCAUUUAUGGGGAUUGCUCAUUCUUUGAACAUCGACGUAUACACCAAGGAGUCCAGACCGCUAACUCUUUCUAAGAGCUCUGGAAGUGCGUAUGUCCUGAAAAAAGGAUAUCUUUUCAAGCCAGAUAGAAAGGGUAAUAUCCCGUUCUUCAUCACAGCUGACUACGAUUCGACCCACUCUGACCAGCUAGCUGCUGUAUCCUUAGAUAUUGCAAACUCACUAGAGUCACUGCAGACAGACAAGAGCACAUAG